UUCUUCUUCCUUCUUCCGGUUGGUGCACGCGAAUUCAGUUUGUGUAGGAGCCAUGUGUUCACAAAUUUUCGCAAGUGUUAUUUCCAGUGUUGGGAGUAAAUAACUUAUUUGACAUUCUUUUCAUUUCGGGAAUAAUAAUGAGUUCACAGAAAGGCAAUUUAUCUCGAACACGUGCUCAGAAGCACCAGAACAGUAUUGUCUUCAAAAAUGAUAAAUACGGUGCCAACGCGACCCAGAAGAAAGUGAAUCAGAAGGUCCACGGGGGUGUAUGUCUGCACUGCAAAGAGGUCUUGGAAUGGAAAGUGAAGUACAGUAAAUACAAGCCUCUCACACAACCUCGGAAGUGUGUGAAGUGCUUGCAGAAGGCUGUAAAGGCUCCAUACCACAUCGUAUGCAAGCCCUGUGCCCUCAAGCUGGAACUGUGUGCCAAGUGUGGAAAGAAAGAAGAGAUUGUCGUUCCGCUUGAGACACCAACGGAGGAGACUGACGCCACUGAGCCAGCAAGUAAAGGGGACCUUAAUAAGACUAAAGAAGAUGAGAAUCCUGAAGACGUCGGUGACCUUGAUGACCUCGACAGUGACUGUGACCUUUCAGAUGAUGGCCCAGACUAGAGACUUAAUGGGCAGAGGGAGCAUCACUCACAGGCCUGCAGUUUUUGAAUACACAGGACUCGUACAGAGAGGUUAGGCAUUGUACCUUGGAUCCUUCCACCUAAAAACCAUCAGUAUUUAUGACUUUAGAGAACGUACGAUGGUUCAGUAUGGUCUGAACACACAACAGUAGAGACAAGAGUAUGGCAACUGAUCGUAUUCAUUCUCUACAUGUACAUUUCUUUUUAAGAGUGUUUAUCCAUUUUGUGCUCACAGAUCAGAUGUUAGUUGAAAAUUUGCCUCCAUUUUGUUACUAUCUUUAUUGAUUGAGGGUGUCACUAAAGAAAUAAAACUCUGGUCUGACAACACAAA
Molecule: messenger RNA, 962 nt
Organism: Clupea harengus (Atlantic herring)
Lineage: Eukaryota; Metazoa; Chordata; Actinopteri; Clupeiformes; Clupeidae
Gene: c7h9orf85
Product: chromosome 7 C9orf85 homolog
Source: RefSeq, a predicted model, not a curated record